This is a messenger RNA of Diversispora eburnea, 801 nucleotides long. Lineage: Eukaryota; Fungi; Glomeromycota; Glomeromycetes; Diversisporales; Diversisporaceae. The record is from the annotation of a GenBank genome assembly.
AUGGAUGACAAUGUAAAAAAUAUCAAAUUACUUGAAGAAGUAUCAUCAAUUGAACAAAGAAUUGAUACAAUUGAAAUAAACAUCGCCAAGAUCAAAAAGAUUCAAGAAAAAAUUAUUAUAUCUGUUGCUACCACUGAAGAAUUCGCUUUAGCACAAAAACGUAAUCAGAUUGUACAUAACACUAGAGAAAUUUUAAAUGAAACAAAAGAUCUUAUCAAACGGUACGAGCGUAAUACUCGUGAUUUACGUUCUGAUCAUUCAGAUAAAAAGUUUAGAUCUGAACGGCUGAACCACCUAAAAGAAAAAUUCAAGAUAGUUUUGGAUACAUAUACUCAAGCUGAAAAUACUUAUUUGGAUCAACGAAAGGGUAGAAUGAGUAGACAGUAUAAGGUAGUAUAUCCAGAUGCAACUCAAAAAGAAAUUGAUGAUUAUCUUAAGAAUACCUUUGAUCAACCAAUAUUCACUAAUGCACUGCUGGGAAUAAGAGAAGCAAAAGAUACUUUGGCAGAAGUGCGAAAACGACAUAGUGAGAUUAUAAAGAUUGAACUUACGAUUAAAGAGUUAUUGGAUUUAUUAAAGGAUUUAAAAUUACAGGUUGAUGAUCAAGAUUCGGAAAUAGUCUCCACCGCUAUUGAUAUAGAUAUCGCUGGGCAGAAAAUAGUAAACAUUUCAAGAGAUUUGAAUGGAGUGAAAGUCAAUAAGUCUAUUAGACGAAAGAAAUGGUUAAUUGCAGUAAUCACAACCAUCGUUAUCUUAAUUUUGGUUGUAUUACUUAUUAUUUUACUUGGAGAAAAUUCUUGA